This is a messenger RNA of Uloborus diversus, 2153 nucleotides long. RefSeq names its product histone deacetylase 2-like (gene HDAC1). Bases 84 to 1511 code for a protein of 475 amino acids. The record is from RefSeq and is a predicted model, not a curated record. Lineage: Eukaryota; Metazoa; Arthropoda; Arachnida; Araneae; Uloboridae. The transcript is spliced from 14 exons. Gene Ontology annotation, molecular function: histone deacetylase activity.
CGCUUCAGUACGAAAAACGGAGGAAAAGGACUCCUGUGUUUGGGAUUUCGUAUUUAAGCAAUAAUAAUUGUAAAAUAAAGAAAAUGACCGCUCCUCAUUCAAAGAAGCGUGUUUGUUAUUAUUACGAUGGUGACAUAGGGAAUUACUACUAUGGUCAAGGACAUCCUAUGAAACCUCAUCGUAUACGCAUGACUCAUAAUUUAAUAUUAAAUUAUGGAUUGUAUAGAAAGAUGGAAAUUUAUAGGCCUCACAAAGCUACUCAAGAAGAAAUGACCAAAUACCAUAGUGAUGACUAUGUUCGUUUUCUACGGAGCAUAAGACCAGACAACAUGUCCGAAUACAAUAAACAAAUGCAACGGUUUAAUGUUGGUGAAGAUUGUCCUGUUUUUGAUGGAUUGUAUGAGUUUUGUCAGUUGUCUACUGGGGGUAGUGUUGCGGGUGCUGUGAAACUUAACAAACAAGCUGCUGAAAUUGCUGUCAACUGGGCUGGAGGGCUCCACCAUGCAAAGAAAUCUGAAGCAUCAGGCUUUUGUUAUGUAAAUGAUAUUGUUCUCGCAAUAUUGGAACUACUCAAGUAUCAUCAACGGGUGUUGUACAUAGAUAUCGACAUUCAUCAUGGUGAUGGUGUUGAAGAAGCCUUUUACACUACAGAUAGAGUGAUGACAGUAUCUUUUCAUAAGUAUGGAGAGUAUUUUCCUGGUACUGGAGACUUGAGAGAUAUUGGAGCAGGCAAAGGAAAAUAUUAUGCUGUCAAUUUUCCUCUACGAGAUGGAAUUGAUGAUGAAUCAUAUGAGCAAGGCAUAUUUCAACCGUUAAUAUCAAAAGUUAUGGAAAUGUACCAACCAAGUGCAAUUGUUUUGCAAUGUGGUGCUGAUUCUUUGUCCGGAGAUCGUUUGGGAUGUUUUAAUCUCACCUUGAAAGGUCAUGGAAAGUGUGUUGAAUUUGUUAAAAAAUACAAUCUUCCUCUAUUGUUGUUGGGAGGAGGCGGGUAUACUAUCAGAAAUGUUGCCAGGUGUUGGACACACGAAACUUCUGUUGCUCUUAAUUCUGAUGUUGCGAAUGAACUGCCUUACAAUGAUUAUUUUGAAUACUUUGGACCAGAUUUUAAACUUCAUAUCAGUCCUUCCAACAUGGCUAACCAGAAUACUCCAGAAUAUCUUGAAAAAAUCAGGACAAGAUUAUUUGAAAACUUAAGGAUGCUUCCCCAUGCUCCUGGUGUACAAAUGCAACCCAUACCUGAAGAUGGGAUUGAUAAUGAAAGUGAGGAUGAAGAGAAAGAAAAUCCGGAUGAACGAAUUAGUAUUCGAGCUUCUGAGAAAAGAAUAGCAUGUGAAGAAGAAUUUUCGGACAGUGAAGAUGAAGGUGAUGGGAGAAGAGACGUAAGAACACAUAGACCUAAAAAGAAGCAUAAGAAUGAUGAUGCUGAUUUGAAAAAAGAGUCUGAUGUUAAAGCUGAAAAAGAAGAUAGGAAAUCUGAUGCAUCACAGAAUGACUCUAAAGGGAAUGCAUGAUGGAAAUGGUCUAACUGUUGAAAUGUGUAUAUUAAUGUUGAAAUUACUCAUGAAGUUGGAAAUUCAUGCACAUUUUAGUUUGACCAAUUUACAAGUGAUGUUUUUAAACACUCUCAUCAUGUUUUCAGCUGUUGACUCUUAAUACAGUGAAUAGAUUUUACUUAAAUUUAAUUUCUUUUCACCACAAAAACAGAAUAUACUGGCCUAUGCAUCCAAUGUAAACUACCUCCUUCCAACUUAGGAACAUGUUUACAGGCUGUAGAGUUAUUUCCCUCCUACUUUAAGUGAAAACAAUUGAACAGCUAAAUUAUUAUGUUUUGUCAUUUUACCUUUUACUGAUUGUUUUUAAGUCCUUUAAUAUUGCAUACCAUUGUGUAAAUUGAAUUUUCUGACUGAAACAUUCUCUCUGAGCUCAAGAUCUCAUUUCUUUGUUUUCGAAGAAAUUUGAAAUACAUAUAAAUAAUUCAUAUGCUGUAAAUAUUGAAGAAAUUGAUAUUUGUAUCUUAAUGUUUCACUCUUUUAGUUUCACUUGUAUGAACAUUUCCUUCAUGUGUAAAUCUUCUUAGUCAUAUUAUGACUAUUAUUUGGUUUUUGCAUUUGUUACUGUAUCAUGUGUGUAGAGAACAAUAAAUUCUUUUAAUA